GGAAGCGAAGACUGAAGUGUUCGUCAUCGACGUAAUAAAUAUGGAGGUAAAUUAUUGGUAAGCGUUGGAGGCCGUUGAACGUAUGAAAUUGUUAAUUUAAUUCGAGUGGUUGAUCAGUUCACCUAAAAUCAAACAGUUUAAUGUCGGCCGUUGGCUCACUCAAUUUCAGUUGCCAAGUCUCUGUUUUCAUUAAACCCUAGAUCCAGGUUCUGCAUUCAUACUCUGUUGAAGGCUUGAAUUUCGAACUCGGAUCUCUAAUGGCGGAUUUCUUAUCCGUCCUUCGUCGUUUAUACCUUGGAACCUACAAUUGGACUGUCUUUGUUGGAUGGGCUAGUGUCUUGUAUAAUGCUUUGAGGACUUUGAAUGGACCGGGCUACCAACAUGUUUACCCUGCUGUGGAAACGCCUCUUCUGUUAGCUCAAACGGCAGCGGUUUUGGAGAUUAUUCAUUCUAUGAUUGGUUUGGUAAGAUCCCCAGUUUCCGCAACAUUGCCGCAGAUCGGUUCGAGGUUGUAUUUGACUUGGGGUAUCUUAUGGAGUUUCCCUCAGGUCCGGACACAUUGGCUUGUUAGUUCCUUGGUCAUCAGCUGGUCAAUCACAGAGAUUAUUAGAUAUUCUUUCUUUGGCAUGAAAGAGGUAUUUGGUUUUGCACCUUCAUGGCUCCUGUGGCUGAGGUACAGCACAUUUUUGGGAUUGUAUCCAACAGGCAUUAGCAGUGAAGUUGGUCUAAUAUACCUUGCACUGCCAUUUAUCAAGGAAGUCCACACAUGUACCAGUAUAUGCUUAUGCAAAGGAAGAAAGCUCUCUCCAAGACUAAGAAAGAGUAGCAUGGAACACAGUGAUCUAUUAUUAUUUCAUCCUUGUUUUCAUUUUUGUUAUUGGGUAGAUUUUUUGUCUUCUUUUGGUUCAAGGGCAGAUGUUUUUGUUGAUAUCGAUCUUCCAUUUUAUCCUAAGGGUUCCAACUUGGAAAGCUAUAAAUUUGGAUGGAUUCAUGUUAAGUUUUCACUUCCCCAAAUAUUUACUCUUGUCAUUGUCAACGCUAUCAGGAUCAUAUAUAUAGGAGACUGAAACUCUGUUUCCCACCCCCCCUGGGAAAUGUUUUUAAGCAUAUUCUAGUCUGAAAUCACACUACAAACUGAAAAGAACCUUCAAAACGCUUAAUAGACUCA
Messenger RNA from Telopea speciosissima, 1168 nucleotides. RefSeq names its product very-long-chain (3R)-3-hydroxyacyl-CoA dehydratase PASTICCINO 2. Gene Ontology annotation, biological process: sphingolipid biosynthetic process; very long-chain fatty acid biosynthetic process; fatty acid elongation. NCBI's taxonomy places the organism in Eukaryota, Viridiplantae, Streptophyta, Magnoliopsida, Proteales, Proteaceae. The transcript has 8 exons. Gene Ontology annotation, molecular function: 3-hydroxyacyl-CoA dehydratase activity. Bases 258 to 1067 code for a protein of 269 amino acids. The record is from RefSeq and is a predicted model, not a curated record. Gene Ontology annotation, cellular component: endoplasmic reticulum membrane.